GAUGCAUCUUAGAGAAGAGCAGAGGAAGCAACACUUUCAGCCGAGCUCGCAGUGACGCUGGAGAUCUACAGGUGUCGGUACUGCACCAGGCAGAGGAUGCAGCUGGUUGUCAUGGCAGCUGCGUUGGUGCUGGCGGAAGUGGGGCAGGUCUCCAGCUUUUCCUGUCAUCCCAAAAACGUCAGCAUCCCUGUGGAGAGCUGUGGCAUCAGCGGGUGCGUCCACACCACCAUAUGCGAAGGACGGUGCUACCAUGAGGAUCCCAACUACAUCAGCUAUGAAGACCACCCUAAAGAAAAGAUCUGCAGUGGGGACUGGUCCUACGAAGUUAAAUUCAUUGAGGGAUGUCCAGUGGGUUUCAAAUAUCCUGUGGCCAAAAGCUGCGAGUGCACUACAUGCAACACAAGAACCACAUACUGCGGCCGACUUUCUGCAGACAUGCCGAGCUGUUAAAGUGACCUUUUGUUUGCUUCAUGUGGUUAAAUUACCCUAAUGUCUUCAGCACUGAAAUAAAGAAACUGUGCCCCCCCU
Messenger RNA from Oryzias latipes (Japanese medaka), 528 nucleotides. It is a transcript of the gene fshb, whose product is annotated as follicle stimulating hormone subunit beta. Lineage: Eukaryota; Metazoa; Chordata; Actinopteri; Beloniformes; Adrianichthyidae. Gene Ontology annotation, biological process: ovulation; G protein-coupled receptor signaling pathway. The record is from RefSeq and is marked provisional. Gene Ontology annotation, molecular function: hormone activity. Gene Ontology annotation, cellular component: extracellular region; cytoplasm.